AAAACUAUUUUAUUAAAAAUUUUAUUUCCGUUCUAAUCAGAUAUUUGUAAGUUGUCAGAAAGCAAAAAUAAUUUUAGCAGGAAUUUAAUUUCCAAACUUUUUGACAAACCUGCUGAUUUUGCCAAAUUUUUAUAAAUUUCUUCCCCUAAGAUAGACUUAUUUUAGUUUCCAAAGAAAAAAGACAACAGAAUUUUGUGAAAUAAAAAAUAUAAGUUAUUUUGUGGAAUUUGUAAAUUAUAAAUUAUGAUGUCAAUCUUGUUUAUAUUUCCUUUGACGUAUUUAAAACUGUGACAUGGUUUAUUUCUAUUUUUCUGUCAUCUAAUAAAUAAUUCAUACAAUAUCUAAUGAAUGUUAGAAUGACAUAAAAAAUUUAAUGGAGUAAAUACAAACCAGGUCAACAAAGAUGAUGAAAUAGAAAGGUUAAAUGGUGAAAAUACUUGACCCCGUAGUUUUUAAAAAAAUAUGCAAAAUAUGCAAAAAUUUAUUUGCUUAUAACUUCAAGAGAAAUAGACAUUAGCUUAUUGUCAACCAUGUUUUCAACGAAAUUCUAAAAAAAAAAAAUUAUAUAUAUGAACCUGACAGUGCUGACGUCAUAAAAUUUAAAUGAAGGCUCUUUGUCAAUUUCCCUCUGCCUAAGUGGAUGUUUCAAAAAGAUAUUUAUUUUGAUCUGAAUUCUUCUUUAAUGUGUAUUUAAGGACACAUAAAUUUAAAAUCAAACCAUUUUGUUCUUUAGGUCUGUUAGAUUACUUUUUUUCUAAAUUAACUGAAGUUGUUGAUGCCAGUUUGCUUUUUUAGUGUUCAAUUUUAUGUUUGGUCUGUUCUCCAAAAAUACUGAUUUUUUGCAGUUAUAAGAAUAAACUUUAUCAAUAACCUAUUGUUAUUUUUCAGAAAAAUAAGAAAGUGCCCUUUUAACCUGCAAAAUGCUUUUAAACUCUCACCAUGUGGUAUUUCUACUUAUAAUUACAGGUCAGAUGAUUAGAUGAAUUUGCCACUCAUUAUUUUCCUGUAUUUUUAUUUGUGUUAAAUGUGGAGUAAUAAAGUGGCUUCAUCAUAUCUUUAAUAAUAUAAGAAACAAGAAAACGUUUGAAAAAGGUUGUGGAAAAAAAAUGGAUUCAGCUUCAAAAUAUGAGGUUGAUGUGACCACGUGUUGUAUACAAAAUGUGACAGUAUUUAUGGACAGGGCCGAAAUUAAUCGCAAACUUACAGUUAUAGCUGUUUCUGGCACUAAUGAAGUUUUGGUACAGAAUCUUCCAUCUGUCAUUGACAAAGAUUCAAUAAGAGUGACUUGUUUUGGCAAAGCAACAAUUGUUGAAGUAGCAUAUAAAGAAAAAUAUAUUCCAGUAAAAGUAGAAACAGAAGAAGAAUUAAAAAUUAAAGAGCAUGAAUAUGUGAAAAUAGAAAAUUCUAUUAAAUUUUUAAAUUCUAAGAAGACACAUCUACUUGGCAGAAUACACGUAGCAGAAAAGGAAAAAUGUUUGCUGGAAAGAUAUAGAGAAUGUAUUUCAACGAAUAAAAACGACACUAUUGCUAAUGUAUUGGAAGAAAAGAAUGUAAAAAACUUAAUGGACUUUCUCGCCAUCUACAAGGAUCGAAGGGAAAAGAUAAUUGAUACAAUACUUCCUUUCAAAGAGGAAUUAGAUGCCAUUUGUGGAGAUAUAGAUGUUUUAAAGCUUGACUUAUAUAAGUUAAAAGCCCCGCAAGCUUCGGAGUGGAAAACAACAAGAUGUGUCUCAAUUCUUCUUGAUGUCAAAGAGAAAGGUUCAGUCACAUUGGUAGUAUCUUACGUUGUUUCUAAUGCAAGUUGGAAGCCAUUGUAUGAUGUGCGAGCAUAUAAUAAAGAUAACACUGUCCAGAUUUUGUAUUUUGCUAAUAUCAAACAAAACACUGGUGAAGAUUGGGAAGAUGCAAAGUUAUCUUUAAGUACUGCAAUGCCAAGUGUUGGUGGAAGUCCUCCUGAAUUGCAACCGCAACUUUUGAAAAUAAAACAACCUGUGAUACUUGUAAAACGUGUAAAACGUAAACCUAAAAAACCUAAAACGCCUCCAACGCCUCAAUAUACCAGUGAUGAAGAAAAAGGAGUAAGACGUCGUUGUCGAAGGAUUGUUUCAAGUGAUGAUGAAGAAGAAGUGAUAGAAAGUCUUUAUCCAGAGGCAACGCUAUCUGAAAGCAUCACAAGCACGAAUUUUGAAAUUACUCGAUUAGCCACAAUUCAAUCAGAUGAUGUAGCACACAAAGUCUCGAUAGCCCAACUGGAUUUCUCAUCUGAACUUGAAUACUUAACCAGACCAAAAGCAGUCACUCAUGCUUUUUUGAAGAUCAAAGCAAAAAACGAAUCUAGACACUCUAUGCUUGCUGGAAAUGCAAAUGUUUUUCUGGAUAAUAAUUUCAUCACAAAGUCUUCAUUACCAUCAGUAAGUCCAAUGGAAGAAUUCGAAGUUGCUUUGGGUGCUGAUCCUGCAGUUAAAGUCACUUACAAUCCCUUGAAAAAGUUUGAACAAAAGACUGGAAUGAUAUCCAAAGCACACGUGUACAAUUUUCAUCAACAAAUUGAAAUUAAAAAUACAAAAUCGUCUCCUAUUAAAAUUACUAUUCAAGAUCAAUGCCCCAAAAGCAACAAUGAAAUGAUAAAGGUUACGCUACAGGAGCCAGAUAUUAAAUUAAUUAAUAAAAAACCAACCAAUGAGCCAGAAGUAAUAAAAAAUGGAAAUGCAACCUUGUAUACAAGUGAUUAUAAAAUUGAAUGGGUUUGCGAUAUUGCUGCUUCUGAGACGAAGAAAAUUGAUUUGAGAUAUCAAGUGGAGCAUCCUGCAGGAACAGUCUUAGCAUAAUGUUAUUUAAAGGUGUAUUCAUACAUUUUCUUAGUAACUGAAUUCCUUCCUUUUUAAGGUUUUAAAUAUUUACAACUUGGAGUUAUUGCAUGUGUAGUGUUUGGAAAUGAACAUUUUAUGCUCAAAAAUAAUUUUUAAUUUUAUAUACCAUUUUUUUCUUAUGUUAAGC
This is a messenger RNA of Hydractinia symbiolongicarpus, 2997 nucleotides long. RefSeq names its product protein F37C4.5-like. The coding region runs from base 1107 to 2828 and encodes 573 amino acids. The record is from RefSeq and is a predicted model, not a curated record. The transcript has 9 exons. Lineage: Eukaryota; Metazoa; Cnidaria; Hydrozoa; Anthoathecata; Hydractiniidae.